CGUCAUAUACGUCACUUCCGUUUUUUGUGGAGUCAAACCAUUCAAAGGUUCGUCGCUUUUUGUUUUGAAGGUAAAGCAUUUCAAGUGCGAUUUUUUUGGCUUUAUUUACGAUGUUUACGCGUGUUUUGGAGGCUAUAUUUUUCCUGUACUUCGCCUCUCAUAUCCCUAUUACUUUGUUCAUUGAUCUCCAAGCUUUACUUCCCGCUCAGCUGUAUCCACAGCCACUUACAGAUCUUUUAAAAUGGUACGCUGCCGAGUUUAAAGACCCCAUGAUGCUGGAUCCUCCCAUCUGGUUCAAAUCCUUCGUUUUCUGCGAGGCACUUCUACAAAUGCCAUUCUUUCCCAUUGCAGCGUACGCAUUUCUGAAAGGUAGUUGUAGGUGGAUCAGAACUCCAGCCAUUAUCUAUUCCACCCACGUGGCCACGACCCUAAUCCCCAUCUUGGCAUACAUUCUGUUCAACCAGUUCCCAAAUUCUCCUCACCCUGGGCCAAAAACCUCAAGAGAGCGCCUCACACUGAUGGCUAUAUAUUCCCCAUAUCUGAUAAUUCCUCUUAUGCUGCUGCUCACAAUGUUGUAUCACCCAUUGUAUAACAAUGCUCGCGCUGGAAAGGCUUCCGUGUCAGGGAAGAAGCACAGAUAGGUGUCAGGCCAAACCUUCAUUAAAUGUUAUGUGCCAUGGAAGUUAAUUAUACCCAUACAACUGUAAAUGUAUUAUUUUGUCAACACAUUGCAUUUGGCAGCAGAAGGAUCUGAUCGUAGUCCUGCUAAAAUUACUUCAGGCUGUCUGUCAAGACAGAAAUUCAUAAAUACUGAUUGCAAGGUGGAAAUAGGCUGGAAAAAUAUGGAAUAUUUGGACUCCAGAUUCAACUAAAAUAAAUACUGAAUUCAGAG
This is a messenger RNA of Paramormyrops kingsleyae, 892 nucleotides long. It is a transcript of the gene tmem97, whose product is annotated as transmembrane protein 97. Gene Ontology annotation, cellular component: endoplasmic reticulum. The record is from RefSeq and is a predicted model, not a curated record. NCBI's taxonomy places the organism in Eukaryota, Metazoa, Chordata, Actinopteri, Osteoglossiformes, Mormyridae.